Messenger RNA from Cheilinus undulatus (humphead wrasse), 2233 nucleotides. RefSeq lists its product as uncharacterized. NCBI's taxonomy places the organism in Eukaryota, Metazoa, Chordata, Actinopteri, Labriformes, Labridae. Gene Ontology annotation, molecular function: DNA binding. The record is from RefSeq and is a predicted model, not a curated record. The transcript has 4 exons. The coding region runs from base 63 to 782 and encodes 239 amino acids.
CAUUACAGAAAACGGAAGAAAACAACUUCAACGGUAGAAGUUUUUACUUUUCUUUGGGAACAAUGGACCAGACUCCUAAGUUGCAAGCCCAUGUGUCAAUCCAGGAGAGAUUUUCCCAUCCUCCACUGAAAAAAUGUGAAAACUGCUGCAUUCCAAGCAGAUAUCAUUGUCCAUUUUGUAUACCGGAAUUUUUCAAGCCUUCAAAACUCUACAUGAUCAGGGAGCACAUGGAAAGUCAUUUUAAGAGAGCUGUUUUUGCUGGGAAGUACACAUUUCACAAAUGUGCAUUGGGGUGCAGAGACACGCCUCAUUACCACUGUUUGUUCUGUCAGCGGACGCUGAUAAGGAAAAUAGAUUUUAAAAGACAUGUAGUAUCAUGCAACAGAACCUAUAAGCAGAUAGUCGAAAAGUUAGGCCAAAAGACCCAAGCUGAAGGACUGCAGGCUACACUGAAUGCUGAGGAGAGUGCAAGCCCAUCUCUGGACGUGGAGAAGGACGAUGACUUUAUAGAUGUGAACAUGAUCUCAGAUCCAGAAGACCAAACCAGCCAAGAAGAGGGCAGAAGCGACACUCUGACCAUCCAUGACUUUGGAUACAAAGCUGAGAAGCCAGUGUCUUCUACAUGUCAUCAAACUGUGCAGACAAACUUUGACCAACCUCAAGACUGUGACGAGUUCUACUUCAUGAACCUUGUGAAGUUGUUCAAAAAGCUGUCCAAUGCCAAAAAGGCUGACGUCAGGAUGAAAAUCGAGAGGAUCCUCUUGGAAGCAGGGUUUGAGUAAAGAAAAGCUGACACUCCUAAAUGGUAACAUUUUUAUGAUUUGGUGUUUAUCUUGAUUUAUUGGAGGAAUUGUCAGAGGGUGUGUACUGAGAUUUAUUUUCUGGCUUUGUUCAUUCACAUUGUACCCCGUUAUGCCUUAAAACGUGCCUUUAAACAUCACCGUGAACUAAACUACUGUCAUUUUAUAAUGCAUUUCCACCAAGCGGUUUGGUUUGGUUUGGAUCAGUACAGUUUGAUACAUGAAGCCCUCAUCUUGCUGGUGUUUCUGUGGCUAAACUCAUCCUUACUUGGUAGGAAGAGGUGUAAGGCCAGAGAUAUACUUGUUGUUUCACCUUUACAGCUACGUUAUGAGUGUGAUUGUAAAUACACUUGCGUAUACAUAACAUGUUUUACUACAGCGUACAUGAGAGCUCGGGGCAUUUACAGCAGAGAUUAGAACUAAUAUUACAUUAAAAUUUAUAAUCAGUAUAACCACUGGAUUAGCACAGACUAAUGGCUGGUAGUCAGAACACUCCAUCUACAACCCCUUUCUAUAAUGUUUUCUUCAGUGUAAUGUUCACGGUGUAUUGGUUGAUUUGGUUACCAUGUUAACUAGUGGCUCUCGCCUCCAAUGUCUGCAUAACUCACUUUUGCCACAGUCCACCCACAGCCAAGUAAACUGCAGAGAAAAUCACAGUUUUCUAAAGAAUUUUUUUGCUUUGCCUUUGUAUAUGAGUGCCUGCUCUACCCACUGAGCUGGACUGGCGCCCACAAUUUGUUAAUUUUUGAGGAUGUGCACAGCUGACAGGCCAAGAACCACUGCAGGAGACCAACAGUGGGUCUAGCUCCACAUCUUUUAGGGUCGGACAAGUAUGCCUAGGACCCUAGCAGAAGUAGGAUGGUACAGAUCGGUUAUUUUAGUACCAACUUUUGACUGAAGAAAUAAAGAAUUUCAUGACAUAACCAAGGUCUUGCAAAUCAACCUGCAGGCACAAACUUGAACAGUGCAAUCCGGUCAUUGUUUCAGAUCAGCGUGUAAUAAUCAGUGUUUGAGAAUCUCAUUUGGGGACUGCAAAAGUGUUCCUAAAAAGCAGCACACAGAAAAAAAAGUAGAAAAAAGAAGUGACAGGACUUAGAUUAACUUCUAGAUGAAGUUCCUCAAUCAUGUUUUUCUGCUAUGAGCUACUUUUUACCUGUGGUUUGUCUAACUAAAGCCUCAGGAUAUGUUUAGGAUUUCCUGUGAUAGAACUGAGUUGUAUGUGGGAAAAAAAAACAUUGUUACUGGGUAGAUGAUGUUUAAAGGGUUAAAGUUGUUGUAUAUUUACAGCUUAUUUUCUGUCAUUUUUAAUGUUCUAACCAAGGAUUACUACCUCAGCUUUUUGAAAUGGAUAAAACAUGUCAAGCUUUUGUUUGUGAGCCUGAGAUAUACUACUUGUUUACUGUUUUUCAAAUAAAGCUCACACUGUGACUGAU